Messenger RNA from Trichosurus vulpecula (common brushtail), 4849 nucleotides. RefSeq names its product RNA binding motif protein 47 (gene RBM47). Gene Ontology annotation, molecular function: mRNA binding. The transcript has 7 exons. Gene Ontology annotation, cellular component: nucleus. The record is from RefSeq and is a predicted model, not a curated record. NCBI's taxonomy places the organism in Eukaryota, Metazoa, Chordata, Mammalia, Diprotodontia, Phalangeridae. The coding region runs from base 604 to 2379 and encodes 591 amino acids.
CUCUGACAUUAUAAUAGCUGGACUUUUCUACGUUUUGUGUCCAGGCAGGAAUUUGGUUUGAGAGAGUUGCCUUUUCUGAUUAGCGCUCCUGGUUAACACUGGAAUGUGCGGCUUAGGUCAGGGAAAAGCAAGGGGCUGAAUGAACUUCCCCUGCUCCUGCGCUUUGCUGGCUCUUUCUGCAGGUUUUCGGCAUUCCAGGGGACUCAAAAAACUUCCGCACACGCUAGCCAGGGAGCUAGCUAAUCCUGAAAAAGAUCUGUUGCUUUAAGCAGGCACUGGAGGAGUAGCCUGACACUCCUUAUUUUGAUUUUACAUUAGAAAAAAGAGAGGGAGGGAGAGAGGGAGGGAGGAUGCCGCUGUAGGUUACUUCCCUGUCGAGUAUUUUGCUCUGCUGUGAAUGCUGUUAACUUCUGUGAAGUGAUUGACUUCAAGCCCUUAAUACAGGACCAUCUGGAGGACCCCACUAUUCACAGAGACUCCUUGCUUGAUACUCUGCCCUGGAUCUCCUCCAUCUCAGAGGCAAAUACUUUUGGGAUGACAAAAUCGAUCUCGGCAUAGAAGGGACCUCAAAGAUUUCAUCAAGUUUUGAAUGAUUUCGACAUAAUGACAGCAGAAGAUUCCACUACAACAAUGAGCAACGAUUCUACCAACGUGUCGGCUGCCAAAGUUCCUGAAGGUAUAGCUGGGGCACCUAAUGAGGCUGCCCUCCUGGCCCUCAUGGAGCGUACAGGUUAUAGUAUGAUACAAGAGAAUGGACAACGCAAGUAUGGUGGACCUCCCCCAGGUUGGGAAGGGCUGCACCCUCCACGUGGCUGCGAGGUCUUCGUCGGUAAAAUCCCCCGAGACGUGUAUGAAGAUGAGCUGGUACCAGUGUUUGAGUCAGUUGGGCGUAUCUAUGAGAUGCGGUUGAUGAUGGACUUUGAUGGCAAGAACCGUGGCUACGCUUUUGUUAUGUACACUCACAAGCAUGAAGCCAAGCGUGCCGUGAGGGAAUUGAACAAUUAUGAGAUCAGACCAGGCCGACUUCUAGGAGUCUGUUGCAGUGUGGAUAACUGUCGACUAUUCAUCGGUGGCAUCCCUAAGAUGAAAAAGAGAGAGGAGAUACUGGAGGAGAUCUCUAAAGUGACCGAAGGGGUCCUAGAUGUUAUUGUGUACGCAAGUGCGGCUGAUAAGAUGAAGAACAGAGGGUUUGCCUUUGUGGAGUACGAGAGCCAUCGAGCGGCCGCCAUGGCCAGGAGAAAGCUCAUGCCUGGAAGAAUCCAACUGUGGGGACACCAGAUUGCCGUGGACUGGGCAGAGCCAGAGAUAGAUGUUGAUGAGGACGUCAUGGAAACCGUUAAGAUCCUCUACGUGAGAAAUCUGAUGAUCGAAACAACUGAGGAGACGAUUAAGAAGAGCUUUGGCCAGUUUAACCCCGGCUGUGUAGAACGAGUUAAAAAGAUCCGUGAUUAUGCAUUUGUUCACUUCACCAGCCGGGAAGAUGCCGUGCAUGCCAUGAAUAGCCUCAAUGGCACCGAACUUGAAGGCUCGUGUCUCGAAGUUACUUUGGCCAAGCCAGUAGACAAAGAGCAGUACACGCGCUAUCAGAAGGCAGCCAAAGGAAGUGUAACGACAGAAGUAACACCUCAGCAGCCGAACUAUGUUUACUCAUGUGAUCCCUAUACAUUGGCCUACUAUAGCUAUCCCUACAAUGCUCUGAUUGGGCCCAACAGAGAUUAUUUUGUGAAAGCAGGGAGCAUAAGAGGCCGAGGGCGAGGGGCAGCUGGCAACAGAGCCCCAGGCCCUAGGGGAUCUUACCUCGGGGGAUACUCUGCAGGCCGCGGCAUAUAUAGCCGAUAUCAUGAAGGGAAAGGAAAGCAGCAAGAAAAAGGAUAUGAGCUUGUACCGAAUUUGGAAUUAUCUGCUGUCAAUCCAGUUGCUAUUAAACCCGGUACAGUGGCCAUCCCUGCUAUUGGGGCCCAGUAUUCCAUGUUUCAGGCAGCCCCUGCUCCCAAGAUGCUGGAAGACGGCAAAAUCCAUACAAUGGAACAUAUGAUCAACCCCAUAGCAGUACAACCAGACCCAGCCAGUGCUGCUGCUGCUGCUGCUGCCGCUGCUGCUGCUAUCAUGCCUGCUGUUUCAACCCCUCCACCUUUCCAGGGCCGCCCAAUAACUCCUGUAUACACAGUGGCUCCGAAUGUCCAGAGAAUACCCGCGGCUGGAAUCUACGGUGCCAGUUAUGUCCCAUUUGCUGCUCCUGCCACUGCCACACUAGCCACACUACAGAAGAAUGCCGCUGCUGCAGCUGCAGUUUAUGGAGGUUAUGCUGGCUACAUACCUCAACCAUUUCCUACUGCUACAAUUCAGGUUCCCAUACAUGACGUCUACCAGACAUACUGAGAUUGAGGGGGGUCAUGAAAACAAACAAAAAACCACUGAAGGAACACUUUACUAUUUAUGAAGAAAGUACCUAUUGCGAAAGAACGUGUUUGAACUUUAGUAAAUAUAUGUAAAACCCUGAAAGUGAAGAAUGUUAUCAAAUAUUAAUGUUGAAGUAUUUUGUACUCACGAAGUCACUAGUUUUUGUGACUUUUAAAGUGAAUGCACCUGCAUUCCUACAUUUCUCAGAGUUCAACUUUUGAUGCCUUAAUAUGAUACUUUACUCACCUGUAUACAAUAGUAUGUUUAUAAAGGUUUUUUUAGUAAUUAUAUUUUCAGUAUGAAGGUUAUUUUCUUAACUUCUGCACUCCAGAGAUGUUUAUUUUGUAGUGCCUUUAAUAAAUAUAUUGACUAUAUAUAUAUAUUAAGAACAUCCAUGCAGCUAGGUAAUAUUUUGAAAAGAUAGAUUCAAUAUUUAAAGAUACAAAAAAAGAAAGUAGUGCUUUAAAAAACACACACACACAACCCUGAGUACCUUAUUUAAAAAUAAUCCUGGAAAGUGCAAUUUUAAGAUAAGUGAAGUCACUGUAUUUUUGCCGGCCAUUGGGAUGAUAGAGCCAUCUAGGAUACAUUCUCUUUUUGACUGAAAGUGAAACAAACUCUCCCUCAUUAAGAAGGAAGUGGCCUCAGAUUUCUGCCUCUCCCACCUAGUGUGCUGUUCCUCAUUUUCCAUUUUUUUUUCGUCCUCCAAAACCAGACAAUAUGGACAGUUGGUGAGUGAGUUGUUAGAAGCAAAGAAGAAAUUGCUGGGUACUCCACUCAACUACUUUUUUGGUAGUAUCUUUUUAUCUGUGCUUUGGUACAUUUGCUGAAGCAGGAUUUUUUAUAACACCUGCAAGAGAGUGCCUAGACCUAGCUUGUUCAUCAUCCAAGCCAAAAUUGAUUUUCCCUUCCAAUUCUCUUGAAUUUUUUUGUUUUUGAAAGUUAAGUUGUAGUGACAGAGAAUGUAUGCUUUAAUUGUAGACAGAGUCCAAAAAAGUUCUUGUCAGCUAGAAAGUUAUGCUUUAUCUACUUGUAGUCUUGUGAUCAUGUUUCAUGCUAAAUUUCUGCUUUAGUUGGGAAUAUAAUGGGGCUUUCCUCCAUUCACUGUGCACAAGUAACUUCCACUUAGGUUAACUAAAUUUGGGAGAGCACAUCCAGGAGGAGGGAAAACCUGUAGGAGUUUUCAAAGUUUGUAAAUAUCUUCUAAUAAUACAUUUUUAAAGUUGUUUUAUGUUGCAAAAAGUAUAUGGUGUAUGUUUUACCAGAAAACAAAACCAUUUUAUUUCAAUGUUGUUAGUAAGGUUGUUGGUUUUUUGUUGUUUUUGUUUUUGUUUCUUUUAGGAAGUAACUAUAUUAUUGCAGUGUUUUGUGGCCUGUUUAAAGGCUUUUAUUUAGCAGACUGAAUGUAAAAUACAGUAAAAUGUUGAUUCUCACCCACUUUAUGAACUGCAUCAGCUUUGAUUAGAAAACUUAAGUAAGUGAGGUGUGCAAUAGGUAAAGAAUAUACAGUUAUGUUUUUAUGUCAUGUUAUGGAUCCAUAAAAUCUUUCCACCCAUGGAAUUUUUGCUGGUGGCAGUAUGAAAUUUACGUGUGUGGACAGAAAACAGGAUCACACCCUUAGCAAAUAUUUUAGAUUUUGUUUAAAAUAUAAAUUAAAGAUUCCCAAAUGCCUAUUUUCUCAUCUUCUGAUGGGAAGGGUUUUUUAUAUAUAAACAAUAUUUAUUUAACUAUUCUAUAAAAUUAUUGAGUGCCAGGUGAUGCCUUUAUACAUUGUUAACAUUCUUUUCCAUGAUUUUGAAAACAACACUUAGAGAAUAGAGCAAUUGUGCAAUGUUCUAAAAACAUAUCUAGAAACCUGCAUCUGAACCCUAGCCUAUUAGAAUAAAUAAUGUAUUGAGAUUUUAUUUGGGCCAGAUCUUCAUCCUGCGAAACAGUGGAAGAAAUAUUCUCUUUCAUUGGCAGUGGUGGAGAAUUUCUAUGGAGUUUUUUUUUUUAAUAGGAUGAGACUCUAACACCUUAUUCUUACUGUAUUUUACAUGUGCCUGUACAUUAAGUGCAAAAAAAAAAAAAGGAAGAAGAAAAGGUAUCUUAUCUUGGCAAGUACCAAACUGUCUUAAAACUGAUUUUGGUCACAUAGCCAGUUAGAUAUCAGUGAGCCUCCUAUCUCUGGUCUAUCUGUACCUGUUGUUUCAAAACCAUUUCAUGUACACUACUGAGGUAAGUAUAACUUGAAAUGUGAAGUUUUGGGGGUUUUUUGUGGUUUUUUUUGUUUUUAGGUUAAGAACAAACUAGACCAAAAAGUUUAGUGUGACCUAUUUUUGAAUGUGGGGGUAGUUUAGUUAUUAUCUUUACUUUCUUUGUAUUUUGGAAAGCUUUAAAGUUUAUUUAGUUUUUGCUCCUUUUAUAGUACAUUCUUAGGAUGUAGUUAAUAAAGCAUUCUUUAAAGUAA